CACAGAAUUUAAGUGAUUAAAAUCAUUUAUUAAACAGUAAAAGGCUUAUAAAAGAAGGAUCUACAGUUUACUGACGGCUCAAGACUGUGGUGGCAAGUUGUUUUUUCUGUAAGACAUUUUCUUUGCAGUGUCGCUGCAGUGCUUAGAAGUCCACACAGAAGCAAUGGAGAAGUGUGAAUUGCACCUCAGGGUGUUUUUUAGUGUUACCAAUAUAAAGAGGAAGUGGUAUAAGUCAGCCAUUUGCCCGUCAGCUGUGAGAAAAAAUGAAGACCCUUUUGUUCUACUACUACUACAGCGUCUGUGUGUUUCAUUCACUUGCCUCAUCUGACCCCAAAACAGAAGUGUUUAUCCAGAUUACCCCCAGCAGAUCUCAGUUUUUUAAAUAUGAACAAGUGUCUCUGAGUUGCGAGGUCUCAGCUGGAGGCAGUCGGCUGAAAAGGAACACAACCACCGGAGAAACUGAGACCUGCCCAUUCAGCUGGGGAAUUCUUAAGGGCUCAACCUGCACCAUCAACACAGCGUACCCCUCGGACACCGGACUCUACUGGUGCGAGUCUGGUUCAGGUCAGCGAAGCCAGACUGUACACAUCAGUGUUACAGCCGGUUCUGUGAUCCUGGAGAGUCCUGCCCUUCCUGUGACAGAGGGAGACUCUGUGACUCUGCGCUGUAGGAGUAAAACAAGGAUUUUGUCCAACCUCAAAGUUGAUUUCUCCAAAGAUGGCCUCCUUAUCACGAGCAGUUUUACAGAAAACACAACUCUUCACAGUGUCUCCAAGUCUGAUGAAGGACUCUACAAAUGUCACAUCUCUGGAGCUGGAGAAUCAGCAGAGAGCAGACUGACUAUCAUAGAUCCAGCAGUUCCAGAUGCUUCUGCAGCCCCACUGUCUAUCUCUGUGCUGGUAUGUCAUGUAGUCGUAGGGAUUCCUUACCUGAUGACCACCAUCUUACUGGUAUUCAUAUGCAGAGACAAGAGAAGAGCGCUUCAGCCUCCUGCAUGAGACAUAAGCCACGACGUAAUCAUGGAGAUGGACUAAACAACAAGACCACACACAGUUCUUAAAUACUGUUAUCUAUAUGUAUUUCAGAAUUACAUUUUUAUUUGUGUACCCUUUGUAUCAUUUUAUGUUCAGAAAUGAACAUAAGUGUUACUAUAUAACGUAUGUAUUGUACUUGUAAAUGAAUGUACUUUAUACUGAA
Lates calcarifer (barramundi perch) is the source of this 1197-nucleotide messenger RNA. Its product is annotated as low affinity immunoglobulin gamma Fc region receptor II-a. The transcript is spliced from 6 exons. Lineage: Eukaryota; Metazoa; Chordata; Actinopteri; Centropomidae. The coding region runs from base 264 to 998 and encodes 244 amino acids. The record is from RefSeq and is a predicted model, not a curated record. Gene Ontology annotation, molecular function: transmembrane signaling receptor activity. Gene Ontology annotation, biological process: cell surface receptor signaling pathway.